GCAACUCUUGUUGGAUUCAUGGCUGGUGCGGCAAUCAUAGUUUCAUUGCAACAACUGAAAGAAUUGCUUUGGAUAGUUCACUUUCACCACCAAAAUGCAGAUAAUUGUUGUUCUAUCUUCUGUUUUACAGCAAAAAGAUGAGGUGACUCUUCUGGUCCCAGGAAUUUGCAAUACAAGCAUACUGCUUCUCCUCAAAAGAAAACGGCAAUCAAAGGUGGAGUGGAAUCCCACAAUGGCUUUUGCAGUGGGCGUAUGGGCUGGAAUUACUCCUGUAGCGUAUGGUAUUUCUGGGCUGCUCUCAAUUCCUGAACAUAACUUUGAAGCCAAAUUCGAAGACGACUCCGAAUAUUUCCCGGAUGACUUCCAGUAUGAGUAUGAUCCACAUCACCCAUUAUAUGACCCGGAUGACUUCGGAUAUGACUCGGAUGACGAUCCAUAUGACCCGGAUGAUUAUUUCCUCAGCCAUGAAGAUUAGAGAAGAUGUCAGAGCCAAAGGAUGGACAGCUGGGCUACCGAUGCGGUGUGAUUUUGCUUUUCUGAUUUUCUCUGUAGCAGUGGUCUUUCAUCUUUUGCUCUUUUUUUUAUUUAUUUUUUUCCGUUUCAUUAGAAAGAAAUUGAUGACGAAAAAUUAAAA
Molecule: messenger RNA, 634 nt
Organism: Ilex paraguariensis (yerba mate)
Lineage: Eukaryota; Viridiplantae; Streptophyta; Magnoliopsida; Aquifoliales; Aquifoliaceae
Source: the annotation of a GenBank genome assembly